AUGGCAGAUGCCGCCCCCGCCAACGACUCCAACGGCGGCAGCCGCAACCUCAACCCCUUCGCCAAAAGAGACUCCCACUCCGACCAAUCCAUCCUCCUCUACAAGAUCACCACAACAAUCUCCUGGCUCCUACUCGUAGUCUCAGCAAUCUACACCACCUUCGCCACCCCCUCCGGCUCGCACUCGCACAAGUUCUGGCACCACAACUACUCUACGCCCUUUGCGCAAUCCAGCAUCUUCACCUCCAUCUACGUGUUGAUAAUCUUCAUUCUGCAAUUCGGCUACGCCUACUCGCUCUACAUGAGCGACACCCACUACGUCACUUCCGCCGCAAACCUCGGUAGCCACUUCAUCGCCAACAACCUGCUUUUGUUCGGCUUCGUGCACCUCUUCACGCGUGCGCAUUUCUGGCUCGCUCUCUUCUUGCUCGUGCUCAACUUUGGCAACCUGAGUCUGGCGUAUUUCCGCCAUUCUACUGCGCCCAGGGCGAUUCAUAUCGGCACUGUGAGUGGGCCGCUGGCAUGGAACUUCGUCGCCUUGUAUUGGGUUGGAGCUAUUGCGCUUCACUCGAAUCAUUUUGCCGCGCGGAUUGUGGCAAAUGUGUUUAUUUGGGGGUGGCUCGGUUACGGAUUGUUCUUUUUGGUGGCGUAUAAGGAUUACACCAUGGGCUUUGCGUUGAGUGUGCUGUGUUUCUCAACCGGCGUUGGACAGUUCCUUACUCGCCCGCAUCUCUUCCAGCUUCAGUGGGUCUUCGCUUUCACCAUUGGCGGUCUUCUCUUCUUGCUCUCGCUCGCUGUAGGCAUGCCUGGCUUGCUGGGACGUGAUCCCUUCCCUCGUGGUCAGAUCGUCAGCGAGGAUAGAGAGAGAGCACCCUUGUUGGCCGAUGACUAG
Molecule: messenger RNA, 891 nt
Organism: Alternaria atra
Lineage: Eukaryota; Fungi; Ascomycota; Dothideomycetes; Pleosporales; Pleosporaceae
Exons: 2
Coding region: 1-891 (296 amino acids)
Source: RefSeq, a predicted model, not a curated record